CGAACCUGCCCGCGCUGAGAGGCGCCGCGAUUCAAAGGCUCGACGCCACGCGGAGGCAGGCAGGCAGGCAGGCAUGGUGGAGAAGGACGAGGCUGAGCCCGGCCCGGGCGGCGGCGUCAUCAGCGAGGAGGAGGCGGCGCAGUAUGACCGCCAGAUCCGGCUCUGGGGGCUGGAAGCGCAGAAACGCCUCCGGGCAUCUCGGGUGCUGCUGGUAGGCAUGAAAGGCCUGGGAGCGGAAGUGGCGAAGAACCUCAUCCUGGCAGGCGUCAAAGCUCUGACCAUGCUUGACCAUCAGCAGGUAUCGCCAGAAGACACACGAGCGCAGUUCCUGAUCCCCGUGGGUUCGUUGGGCAAGAACAGGGCGGAGGCCUCGUUGGAGCGUGCGCAGGACCUCAAUCCCAUGGUGGAUGUGAAAGCGGACCCGGAGGACGUCGAGCAGAAGCCUGACGAGUUCUUCACUCGUUUCGAUGUGGUGUGCCUGACAUGCUGCUCCCGGGAGAUCCUGUUGAAGGUCGACCACAUUUGCCACAAGAACCGCAUCAAGUUCUUCAUGGGCGAUGUCUUUGGUUACCACGGCUACAUGUUUGCCAACCUGGGCGAGCAUGAAUUUGUGGAAGAGAAGGUGAAGCUCAGCAAAGCCAGCCAGGGAGUGGAGGACGGGCCUGACGCAAAGAAGGCCAAGCUGGAUUUCUCGGAGACCACCCUGGUGAAGAAGCGUGUGGCUUUCUGCCUCCUGAAAGAGGCCCUGGCGGUCAGCUGGAGCACUGAGAAGGCUAAGGCAGUCCUGAAGCGCACCACACCGGAUUACUUCCUGCUCCAAGUGCUCCUGAAAUUCCGGACCGAAAAGGGUCGCGAUCCCUCCCUGCAGAGCUACGCAGAGGAUGCAGAGCUGCUCCUGCAGAUGCGCACCGAUGUUCUGGCCUCUCUGGGAGUUGGGAGCGACCUGCUCCCUGAUGACUUCGUCAGCUGCUGCUUCUCAGAAAUGGCUCCUGUAUGUGCUGUGGUUGGAGGAGUGCUCAGCCAAGAGGCUGUCAAGGCCCUGUCUCAGCGAGAUCCUCCGCUCAACAAUUUCUUCUUCUUCGAUGGCAUGAAGGGCAACGGGGUCGUGGAGUGCCUGGCCCCCAGCUGAGCUUGAGUCUCUCGGGACGGCAGGCAUCCCACAGCCUUGGCAAACGUGGGCUACCUUGUGGAGGCUGAGCGGUCGACCCUCCCCUCUUCUCCCCACCUCCAAAUCAACUUGCGUUUGUGUGUUCCCUUAGCGCUCAAUAAAAUGAAUCCUCUUUUA
Elgaria multicarinata webbii is the source of this 1285-nucleotide messenger RNA. RefSeq names its product SUMO1 activating enzyme subunit 1 (gene SAE1). Gene Ontology annotation, biological process: protein sumoylation. Lineage: Eukaryota; Metazoa; Chordata; Lepidosauria; Squamata; Anguidae. Gene Ontology annotation, molecular function: SUMO activating enzyme activity. The record is from RefSeq and is a predicted model, not a curated record. Gene Ontology annotation, cellular component: cytoplasm; SUMO activating enzyme complex. Bases 74 to 1129 code for a protein of 351 amino acids. The transcript has 9 exons.